Molecule: messenger RNA, 716 nt
Organism: Salvelinus sp. IW2-2015
Lineage: Eukaryota; Metazoa; Chordata; Actinopteri; Salmoniformes; Salmonidae
Source: RefSeq, a predicted model, not a curated record
GCAGACCUACACACAGAAUGGCACGUAUAUAUGUACCAGCUCUGGUCCUCUACGGCUUCUGUUUGACCCCUGUCAUCUUGUUCUCUCCGCCACCAUCAAUGGUGAUCCAUCCUGGGGAUAAUGUCACCCUGCAGUGCACUAAUGUCCUUAAAGUCCCAGGGCACGUUGCCUGGUUCAAACAAGUCAACGUCUCAGAGCCUCUGUGCAUCGCGUCGAUGUACAGCUCUCAGCCGUAUGUCAAGCAUCACAAUGGUUUUCAGCCCAGCCUUAUGGAAAUGUUCAUCAGCAAUAGAAUAAUCUUCCUCAAAAUCACAGAGGUGGAUGUAGCUGAUUCUGGUCUGUACUGCUGUGGAAUGUUUGAUAAAUACUUCAUCUUCACCAACAUGACUUUCCUGAUGGUUAAAGGUUACAAGGAUUCUGACAAAGAGCCAGAGCAAUGUCCUGAAGGACAGGGUGAUGAUGGAACCAUGUACCUCCUUCCCCUGGUUGUGAUCCUGGCUGUUGUGACUGCUGUGACUGCUGUUCUACUGAUAGUCGUCCUCCUCCUGGUCCUCAAGAUCAGACGAGACACAAACAGACACAACACAGGACCUGAUUCUCGAAGACAACCACAAAAUGAUCAGAACCAAGAUCCAGAUGCAUUGAAUUAUGCUGCCCUGAAUUUCACCUCCAAGAAGAGGAAGAUGGAGAGGAGAAGAGAGAAGGAGCUGGACUAA